Oikopleura dioica is the source of this 204-nucleotide messenger RNA. The record is from the annotation of a GenBank genome assembly. Lineage: Eukaryota; Metazoa; Chordata; Appendicularia; Copelata; Oikopleuridae.
AUGGGUUCGAAGGGAUAUAAAAAGAGUUAUGGCAAGGCUGCGUAUAAGAACAAAUACAACGCCUGGUACACUGAUGUCAAAGACUUCAUGUGGCUCUUGAUGCAAAACCUGGACGUCCUGAUGUCAGCGCUCAUGCUUGUUUUAGUAUUCUACAUUUUCCUCCGACGCAAGUUUACGAACUGGAAGCCUGGAAAGAAAUCCUGA